Anopheles aquasalis is the source of this 1662-nucleotide messenger RNA. RefSeq lists its product as uncharacterized. Gene Ontology annotation, biological process: arachidonate secretion; phospholipid metabolic process. Gene Ontology annotation, molecular function: A2-type glycerophospholipase activity. NCBI's taxonomy places the organism in Eukaryota, Metazoa, Arthropoda, Insecta, Diptera, Culicidae. The record is from RefSeq and is a predicted model, not a curated record.
UUUGUCGGCAGUUGAGUUUCAUUCAGCAGCUUUUAUCUGAAUUGUGUCGUUACGUUGCGUCUUGUGUUCAUUGCUAUUCGUCGCUCGAUACGCUGCUAAACUACACAGUCAUGCGCCAAGCCAUGUAAUAUCAAUUAAAUGGCUGCCAGUUACCAAUAAUAGUGCACACGAUACCUGACGAUCAACCGCUGCUUCACUCAAGCGCAGUCAGCUCUGUCCCCCAACCAUCAGCAAGUUCCGGCAGGCAAUGAAUAGGAACAACAGGGGAAGCGGAGAAGUGUUAAGCGAAAACAGUUUACCUUAGGAUUAUCAGCAUGUCAGUGCCGGGGACUGUGCGAUGUGGCUGCUUUUCGGCCUUUGUCUACCGAAUGCAGCAGCUGAUGUUGGUGUUGGCAUUUGGCUUGCUUAGCGGUACACUACUCGAGACGACCCGCGCCAAACCAACGCUUACGUUUAAGCUCUCCCAAGUGCCCGGUUUCACACAUAUCGUGGAACGCCGCUUGGUGGACGCCAUGAAGACCUACAGUGAGCGUCGAUUGGAGGCAGAGAGUUUGCGUAUGAUUUACUUCCACGAUCAGACUGUGGCCGUGGUUGAGCUAGGACUUGCGAAACGCCUCCUAGGGUGUGAGCUGAUUGAGAUCUACAGUGACUUCGACGGUAUGGAGCUGUUGCGCAACCUGUCUACCAUCAACAGACCGCUGGAGAUAUCCUUUGGUGAAAUGAUACAGCUGAUGGAACAGUGCGAGCAAGUGGAUCGAUUGAACGAACGCAACAACUACCGGGCAACGGUGCCGCCAGGAGGCUGGAACGAUCCCGGACCGAUCGCACUCCGGAGUCCGGUGGCAGCGUCGGACGUGCAACAGGACGCUCCAGUGCCCUCUACUAGCACUGCCAGCACCGAAGGCGGUGGCUUUCUCGGCUUCAUCUUGCGUAAUCAUGACAGCAGGCAGGGAAUUUUCAAAACUGGAUCAUUUUCUCUCCUGAGCGGUAUCAUUCCCGGAACGAAAUGGUGUGGCACUGGUGAUAUAGCCGAAAGUUACCACGACCUCGGUGACGAUGCGAUGAUGGACCGUUGCUGUCGGACACACGACCUAUGCCCACUGAAAGUCCGUGCGUACCAGAAACGCUACAAUCUUAACAACGACUCCAUCUACACAAAGUCCCAUUGUAAAUGCGAUGAUAUGUUGUACGACUGCCUCAAGCAAACCAACACUUCAGCGUCACAGGUGAUGGGUUCAAUUUACUUCAAUCUGGUGCAAGUACCGUGCGUAGAAGAGACAGUUAACGGUUUUCAGUUCCGAAAGGCGCGUGAUGAUUUUUAACAUCCAAUCGCGAACGUUUCAAAGGGCACGCCAAACAUCACGUUGCACGUUGAUGUAAAAAUGGUCAUGAAAUGGAUGUAUACUUACCUGCUCACUCGAUUGCGACACCUAGAUACACACAACUAAUUACUUCAUUGCCGAUCGAACGUGUAUUACAGGUGAACCGUAGCAGCGCACCCAGAAAACAUCGGGAACACAUCGGCAAGGACACGUCCAGCAACAUUGUGCGCGUCAAUCAACUUGCCAAAUGCGAGCAAGAAAUUUGUUGUAUUUUUUUUCAAGUUAUUUAUUGGUUCAGUGUUACGUAUGAAAAUCCAGUUGAAUAAAAUGAUAAAAAUAA